This is a messenger RNA of Aspergillus wentii DTO 134E9, 2717 nucleotides long. RefSeq lists its product as uncharacterized. The coding region runs from base 1 to 2487 and encodes 828 amino acids. The transcript is spliced from 8 exons. Gene Ontology annotation, molecular function: carbohydrate binding; oxidoreductase activity. The record is from RefSeq and is a predicted model, not a curated record. NCBI's taxonomy places the organism in Eukaryota, Fungi, Ascomycota, Eurotiomycetes, Eurotiales, Aspergillaceae.
AUGGCACCCGAAGCUGGGACAAGCAGUUCUUAUUAUCUCAUCACGGGUAUACCUGUCAAGAAUGAGCCCAAAGUUGGACCCUACAAGAAGGUUGGCGUACGUCAAAAUAUCGACCAAUGGAGCAGCAAUCCAGACAACGAGAUACAAGUGCAUCUGUUUGUCAUGGCUUUGUAUCGAUUCCAAAGGAUUGAUCCUUGGGACAAGUUGUCAUAUUUCCAAGUGGCAGGUAUUCAUGGCCAGCCAAACGUCACCUGGGAUGAGACUGCAGCAGAUAUGAAGGGCGAAUCGAUCAAGGGCAAGAGUUACUGCACGCACAACACCAUCUUGUUCCCUGCCUGGCAUCGUCCGUACUUGGCGCUCUAUGAACAACGGUUGUAUGAGAUCAUGCGCGACGAGAUCAUCCCCGGUUUCCCCAAAGACCAGCAAGCGGAAUGGCGAGAGGCAGCUGACUCCUGGCGUUUCCCAUUCUGGGACUGGAGCAUUGCGAACCCAAAUUCUUCAACCGGAACCGUGAAAGUCCCCCAGCUGUCCAAGUAUCCCACAAUCAUGGUUCCCAAGUCGGACCUCUCGGGUGAAGAAAGAAUCGAAAAUCCGCUUUUUCAAUUCAAAGUGCCGACUAACGAGCCCAUGUCCAAAAAAUGCAUCGGAACCAGCCGUUGGCCCGAUGAUGAGGAUGCUGGUAUCAAUAAGAUCCGUGCCCCAAAUGGCCAGAAUGAAACCAUCCGCGCGGAUACAGAAGCCUGGAGGCAUUGUGUGGUCAACAAUUCCGAGGUUGAACGAGCAUUAUCAGCUCCAGUCUGGAAUUUUGACAACGCAGAGGAUAGUGCCAAAUUUGGAAAGCCAGCUGAGGCUGUUUAUCGACUACUGACUGUGCCCAUGGAGUAUACCAGUUUUGCUACAACCGGUGAGACAGAGUCUAAAACGACAGAUCAAGUGGAGACCAAUUUGAACAUCGAGUUCAUCCACAAUGAUAUCCACCGUUGGGUUGGAGGUGAUAACUAUGGUCAUAUGGCUCAGAUUCCUGUGGCCAGUUUCGAUCCCCUCUUCUGGCUUCAUCAUUGCAACAUUGACCGCAUAUUUGCCCUUUGGCAAGCACUUAAUCCCGACAAGUGGUUUACGAAAGGAAGGGUGAACCAAUUCGAUGCGCAGGACAUUAUCGGACUCCCUGUUGGGACUGAAAUCAGCCCAACUACCCCCCUGAGACCCUUCCGUAAGGAUGCCACCGGCGCAUAUUUGAACGCGAAUGAUGUCCGCUGGACCUACGACUUGGGCUAUACGUAUCCAGAACUGCAAACAUGGUUGGCGAAGUACAAUGUUGGCAACAACUUUAGCCAGGAGGCGUUCAUCAAAGAUGUCCGACAGCAGAUCAAUAGUCUAUAUGGAGAGUCAAGAGAUCUUCUCCUCGGCGCUAAUGGUGAACUCCCAGGUACCGAACUUGUUGACGGAGGCAUCAAGUCUGUUGAUUAUGCGUUCAGCAUCAGAUACAGAAAGUAUGCCUUUGGGGGAGAUCCUUUCUGGAUUAAAUUGUACCUCUCACAGGACGAAACCCCGAAUACAAAAACAGACCCCGUUAUUGCUGAAGUGUUCAACUUCAGCCAAAGGCCAACGGUAAAUGGCAAAGAUAACUGUGAGAACUGCAAGAAGGACCAGACAAACAAUCCCUGGGCCACUGCGUACAUCUCGGUCACACCUGUGUUGAUCAAACUACUCAAGCAAGGGAAGAAAUUGGAAUCGCUGAAGAAGUCCGAUGUUAUGAAGUACUUGCUGGAUUCUGCAUACUGGAGAGUCAUAAGGCAUGGUAAAAUCGCGCCUAGUUACGACGUAAAGAAGGUCGACCCUCAGAUCAUUGGCAGCACCAACGAUGCUACCAACUUUGACGACCCCACCAAAGCUCCAGCCUACAAGAACUUCAAGCCAGAACCAUCCAUCAGUGGUGGAGCUGAUGGCGCUCUAAACCCAGCUCAUAAGCAGCCAGUGACGCAACCUCCUGUUCCUAUUCCUGAAAUUCUCAAGGGCAACCUCUCAAUCGGUCAGACCUUGGCUUUCAAGAACGAAGUUGUCGCCGACAGCGUCGUCCUCAUCGAUUCCUCCAAAGUUGACCUCAACAAGAUCAAGACCGACACCGUCGACAACACCCAAUUCUACUUCUCCGAUGCGGACCAGAAUAUCGUCUUCCUCAUGUCUGUUCGCCGUGCCGAGGGCGAGAUUAUCUUCAAUACAUUGCUCAACAACCAAUGGGGCAAGGAGGAGCGUGUCUCGCUCAAUAACCGAUUCCGGUCUGCUAAGCCUACGAUCCUGGUGCAUGACCAAGGCGAUGGUUAUGAAAUCUUUAUUGACUGGAUUCACGUCACCUGGUUCCAGAAGAGAGCGAAGGAUAAGAAGGCCAAGACUAUUACUUACAGUGUGAAUAAGGGUCAGAACCCGGUUUGGUCUAAGGAUUUGACCGUCAAGGUCUACUCAUCUAUGAGGGAAUUGUUCUAUCACUAGGCUGCCUUUUUGGCUUCUUCUUUAUAUCAGAGUGCAGGUUCGUGCUUUUCAUAAUUUAUAAUAACCAGAAUAGUUGUUUAUUGAUGAAACUGAAUAUACAGCAUUGAUUUUGAGGUUCAUUUGUACAAAAAUCUGGUAUAUAUGUAUAGUCCACACCUAUCUUCUUUGUAUCCUGGGCGCUAAAUGCGAACAAAAUGCCAAUAUCCUGUACACGGCAAAUAAAUAAAAAA